CAAUUGCCAAACUGUCGCUAUGGCUUCAACGACUUUGGCAGUGUCUAAUGGAACUAAUUCCGUUACUUCUGUUGCUUCGCACAGUAGUUCAGUUAAAAGUGAUGAGAUCGAUGGUUCUGAAAGUUAUAGAGAAAAAAGUGCAAGUUUCAGUUCCCGAAAUCAAGUUGACUCGUUAGAGGAAAUGAAUUAUAGUAGCGGAGACACUUUAGAUCAAAAUCGUUGUGGCAUUUGCUCUAACAAUUUAUCUUCGCCUCGUGUUCUUUUUUGUCUCCAUGUAUUUUGCGAAGCAUGUCUUGAUAAACUUGCUAAUUGUAAGGAUAUUGAUCUCAAAUCAAACUCAAUCAUCACUUGUCCAAUGUGUCAACAAGAAACACAGGUUAGCUCAAAAGGAGCAGCUUCCUUACCCUGUGACUAUGUACUGACUAAUAUUUUAGAUAUGUCUGCUAUUAAAAGCACAUAUGUACUUUGUACAUCGUGUAAGACUAUGGAAAACGCUGUAGCACGUUGUUCUGAUUGCGCUAACUUUCUGUGUCCUAAUUGUAAUACCGCGCAUCAGUUUAUGCGGUGUUUUGAAAGUCAUAAGGUUAUUACAUUUGAUGAUCUUCGAAAAUCAGAUGAAGCUAUACCGAUACACAAGCCAAUAUUUUGCGACGUUCAUUCAACAGAAACCAUGAAAUUUUAUUGCUACACGUGUCAAAUUCCAAUAUGUAACGAAUGCUUGCUUGUUGAACAUAAAGCACCAGAACAUCAUUAUGAAAGAUUAAAAGAUGCGGAACCCCGUCAAAAAGAAGAAUUAUUCAAUUUGGUAAAUGAAAGUAAAGGUAGAAUUGGAGAUUGUGAUCAAAUUUCUUCUCAACUGGGCAAUGCACUCAGUGAAUUACAAGCUCAACGUGAUCAAGCUAAAGAUUUAAUUCUUGAAACAUUUCAAAGUUAUAAGGCGAUUCUUGAAAAAUGUCGUGACAAUGCUCUAAAUGAUUUGGAAAAAAUUCAUUCUGAAAGAGAACUUGAGAUUAUGGAUUCGUUCCAUAGUGUUGAAAAGACUGUUGAAAAAAUCGAGUGUGCAUGUCAAUUUACCAAUCGUCUUCUAGAGCACGGGGAUGCAACGGAAAUUCUAUCCCUUCGUCGAAUUGUGACUAAUCAACUAUUGGAUUUAUUAAAAAAUAUGCCAAAGCCAAACAUCACAUUUUUAAUAGAAUUCCAAACAGACUAUAAUAAUUUUGAAAAAACUAUUGGAGAGGCUUUUGGAAAAGUUUAUGCUGAAAAUAUAUCAGACACAAAAUCUCCAACUAGUACUAUUAAUAGUUUACCUGGACUCGCAACUCAUCAAGUCAAUCAUACAUCUGUUGGAUGUUCAAGUUCAAUGAGUGCAAGUUCACCAAUUUCCCUUCCAGCAUCAAUGCAAUCUUCAUUUGAAGGUGACACAUCUUUCGCCAUUCCUCCAGCAUCAAGUCCUAAUAUUCCUCCUCCACCACCUGUCCCAGUUUCUAUUCCUACAGGUCCAAUGCAUGGUCUCACCAGUAUUCAAGAGUAUAAUCUUCAGCAAUUGGCAAGUCUUGCUGAAAAAGUUGAAAUCGCGGGUGAUGCGGGAGUAGUCGACCCAAGCUCCAACCCUAGCCCAACUCCGUCCUUUACUCUUGCCGAUCUCUUUGCAGGUGAUCUUAAUUCAACCAGUAAUGCUAUAAAUAAUUUACAAGCUUUAGCUAAACUUGGCAAUUCUUUAGGGAAUCAAGACUUAAAUCCUUCGACAAUGAAUGGAAACAAUCUGGUCUUGGGACGUGGAUCUUCGCCUGUUUUAGUUGACGCACCAAAUUUAGCUACUUUAACUGGUAAUACACUUUUAAAUGGUGGUUUUCAAUCGCUUUCUUCCUCCACUUCACCAAUAUUAUCACAAGGAGCAAAUGAUAUUAGCGGAGAUUCAAUGCAUAAUAUGUCUAUAGUAAUGGGUAAUACUGCUGGCAACGUAACUAAUUCGACGACAACUAAUUUUAAUAAUCACUCUCGAUCUACUAAUCCAAAACUAACGCCAAUGCAAAUUCGUUGUAAAUUCGGUCAAUUAGGUCCUAGUAAGAGCCAAUUUAAUUCUCCACAUGGUUUUUGCUUAGGUAUCGAUGAAGAUAUUAUUGUGGCAGACACAAACAACCAUCGUAUUCAGAUAUUUGAGAAAACUGGUAUUUUUAAGUCGCAAUUUGGAAUUCCUGGAAAAGAGGAAGGACAAUUAUGGUAUCCACGAAAAGUAGCGGUUAUGAAAAAUAGUGGAAAAUAUGUGGUAUGCGAUAGAGGCAAUGAAAGAUCAAGAAUGCAAAUAUUUACAAAAAAUGGUCAUUUUAUAAAGAAAAUCGCGAUUCGCUACAUUGAUAUCGUAGCUGGUUUAGCCGUUACUGGACAUGGAUAUAUUGUCGCUGUUGACAGUGUAUCUCCAACUGUAUUUGUAAUAAAUGAUACAGGCGAUCUUCUUAGAUGGUUCGAUUGUAGUGAUUAUAUGAGAGAACCUAGCGAUAUUGCUAUCAGUGGAAAAGAAUACUUUGUGUGUGACUUUAAAGGUCAUUGUGUUGUAGUAUUUAAUGAAGAUGGUCAAUUCCUACGUCGCAUUGGCUGUGAAAAUAUAACAAAUUUCCCUAACGGGAUUGACAUUAGCGAUGCAGGAGAUGUUUUAAUUGGAGAUUCCCAUGGAAAUAGAUUUCAUGUGGCAGUGUUUUCAAGAGAUGGCUCUUUGAUUUCUGAAUUCGAAUGUCCCUAUGUUAAAGUAUCACGAUGUUGUGGGCUUAAAAUAACUUCGGAAGGAUAUAUAGUGACGCUUGCGAAAAAUAAUCAUCAUGUUCUUGUGCUGAAUACCCUAUACAUAGUCUGAGGUGAGAAUAGAAAUUACAUUGUUUCGCAUUCGCGUUGCGUAAACAAUAAUCUUUUCAGAAUCAGAUUGUUUUCAACGAAUAAUAGGAGAAAAUGCCCUAAAAAUAAUAUACCUCUUAACAUCUGGGCCUAUUGAAGCAAUAGUGAAAAUUAAUUCGGCAUUCAGCUUUACUAGUUAUAUGAGUAUUAUGAGUGUUCUUGAGUUAUGAAAGUUACAAAGAAAAACAGUGAAGUAAGAAAAUGAAUGAACUUAACACGAUUGACCAAACAUAGUCUCUUAAAAUAAGAAAAAACGGUAUGCAGCUUUCAUUUAGCUAUCUACCAUUUUAUCCAAUUUUAAAAAAUUUAUUCAGGAUAAAAUACUAUUUUCGCAAUAGAAUUGCUCAUUAUUAAGUAAUUAUAUAUCGAGCAUCUAGCUCUUUGAGCAGUUUUUUUACGCAUUACACAUGAUGCGUCAGUAUUUUAAGAAUGUUCGUAAAUCAAAUUUUAUCUAGUCUUGGACCAGCAGCUUUGCUUUCGCAUUGACUUUUUAUCCCACAUACGGUUCAUUAACGCUGCCAUUUCAAUAUCCAAAGUAUAUUUAUAAAAAUAAAAAAUGCAAUCUGAAUAAGAUUGGAGAGAGAAACAGCAAACAACUUUCAUAGCAGAUAUGUCUUCUUAAUUAACACAUACGAUAUUGACGAAUACGUU
This is a messenger RNA of Ceratosolen solmsi marchali, 3537 nucleotides long. RefSeq names its product brain tumor protein. Gene Ontology annotation, cellular component: nucleoplasm. Gene Ontology annotation, molecular function: zinc ion binding; ubiquitin protein ligase activity; protein binding. The record is from RefSeq and is a predicted model, not a curated record. The transcript has 9 exons. The coding region runs from base 20 to 2848 and encodes 942 amino acids. NCBI's taxonomy places the organism in Eukaryota, Metazoa, Arthropoda, Insecta, Hymenoptera, Agaonidae.